AUGCAUGCCACAGCAGUCACCGCCUUCGCCCUGCACCCAAUCACGCGGCCCCGCGUGCCGCCCGCAACCCGCAACAGCAAGUCCAUCGCGGAUCCGCAACAGCCACCAUCGGUAAAUCUCCAAUUGCUCGCUCCAACGCCUCUCAAUCCCACCCUCCUUUCCUCUUUGCUCCUCCCGCUUCUCGAAAACAACCCCCCGGGAGCCCUCUCACCCGCCUCCAAGAUGGUCGACAUCGUCCCCCUCUCAUCCUACCCGUCCUAUAUCGACCUUCUCCCCUCCAUCCAGACCUGCAACAUCACCAACCUGCCUGAGAACUACUUCCUCAAAUACUACCUCUACCAUGCCCUCACCUGGCCCCAGCUGAGCUUUGUCGCCGUGGUUCGCCCCAAAAAUGGCUAUAAAUCCGGCGCCGGCGCCGGCAAGGCCGGUGAUAUCGCCGGCGAGUACCCCAAGGUGGUGGGGUAUGUUCUGGCGAAGAUGGAGGAGGAGCCGACGGACGGCGUGCAGCACGGCCAUAUUACGAGCCUGAGUGUGAUGCGCACACAUCGGCGACUUGGUAUCGCGGAGCGCCUGAUGCGCAUGAGUCAACGAGCCAUGGCCGAGUCUCACCGCGCUCACUAUGUCUCCCUGCACGUCCGUGUCUCCAACACCGCCGCUCUGCGCUUGUACCGUGAUACUCUGGGCUUCGAGGUUGAAAAGAUCGAGAGCAAGUACUAUGCUGACGGUGAAGAUGCUUAUGCUAUGCAUUUAAAGCUGGAGAGCCAGUGGUUGGACUGGAAGGCCAUUGAGAAACGGGACCGCGAGAACGCCGAGGCGAAGGAUGCCGACGAGAAUGCCGAUGAGGGUGAUGAGGUCGGUGAGCUUGGAAAGAAGGAAGACGGGGACGAGAAGGAGAAGAUGGUCCGUGUCAAGGUCGGAAGAGGUCUUGGUGUGGGCGAUCUGGUCGAGAAGAAUGAGAGCCAGCAAUGA
This is a messenger RNA of Penicillium macrosclerotiorum, 969 nucleotides long. RefSeq names its product peptide alpha-N-acetyltransferase complex A subunit ARD1. Gene Ontology annotation, biological process: N-terminal peptidyl-glutamic acid acetylation. Gene Ontology annotation, molecular function: protein N-terminal-serine acetyltransferase activity; protein-N-terminal-glutamate acetyltransferase activity. Bases 1 to 969 code for a protein of 322 amino acids. The record is from RefSeq and is a predicted model, not a curated record. NCBI's taxonomy places the organism in Eukaryota, Fungi, Ascomycota, Eurotiomycetes, Eurotiales, Aspergillaceae. The transcript is spliced from 2 exons. Gene Ontology annotation, cellular component: NatA complex.